Labeo rohita (rohu) is the source of this 1672-nucleotide messenger RNA. It is a transcript of the gene syt19, whose product is annotated as synaptotagmin XIX. The record is from RefSeq and is a predicted model, not a curated record. Gene Ontology annotation, cellular component: synapse; axon. Bases 221 to 1399 code for a protein of 392 amino acids. The transcript has 7 exons. Lineage: Eukaryota; Metazoa; Chordata; Actinopteri; Cypriniformes; Cyprinidae. Gene Ontology annotation, molecular function: calcium ion binding; SNARE binding; clathrin binding. Gene Ontology annotation, biological process: regulation of calcium ion-dependent exocytosis; cellular response to calcium ion; vesicle fusion.
CAUCUUAAGUUUCAGCUAAGCUUCUUGAAGGCAGUGUAUAUGAAGCCUGUUUAAUGAACAAGUGCUCAAACAGGUUUGCUCUUAUGUUUGCUGAUCAUCUGUCAGGUGAUCACUGUCAACUAUAUCUCAAUAUGGAUCCGCUCCGGUCAUAGUUUAUUCCCAAAAUGGAACUAAUGGAGGAAAAUUAAAGCUUUAAAAGGUCCAUACAUGGCAGAAAGACAUGAUUAUCAUUGCCAUUUUGGGUUUGUCCUUCGGAGGAAUUCACCUGACAUUCUCAGAGGAAUUGGAAUAUGGUAUUUUGGGCAUAUCUGUUGUCCUUUUCCUUAUGGCCCUUUGCCUUCUGAUAUGGCAAAUUUACCGCUUCUGUACACAGAUUCCUAUUUCACAAAGACCUGCAGAUAGCCUGUUGGCUAGGAGUGGAGGUUUUCAGUAUGCUACACAAACAAAUGACGCUAAGAUGGAGGUUUUUUAUGAGGAAAUGAGCCACCGCCUGUCCCCUGGCACUUCUAACAUGGGCAGUACUUUAGAUCUAGCAAGCAUGGAAGAUCUGGAAGAGGAGAACAUCCAGGGAUCUCUGCGCUUUUCACUCUUCUACGAUCAGCUGCAGUCUAAACUGGUGGUGACCGUACUGGACGCCCAGGAUCUGGCCGUGCGAGAGUUCAGCAACAGCGUUGACCCGUUUGUUUGGGUACGUUUGCUGUGGGCAGAAAGAGAGGAUGAGGAGCAGAGCUCAAUGCAGUGUGUUCUGGACGAAUGGCAGACACGUCUGGUAAAAAAGAGCUGCAGUCCUGUGUUUGGAGAUCAGUUCUCAUGCACUCUAGCUGAGGAGGAAGUAUCAAGAGUCACUGUUAGAUUUGAGGUUAGGGAUUUUGAUAAAUACUCAAGACAUGGAGUUCUAGGAGAGGCCCGUGCUGCCCUUAACAGUCUGAAGCUCUCAUAUCCCCUGGAGUUAAGAGAGGAUCUGCAAGUACCCAAGAAAGACAUGGUUGGUGAGGCACUGCUCUCUUUGAAAUACUUGCCUACAUCUCAGAGACUGGAGGUGGGAGUGUUGAAGAUCCGUACAAUAUGUCAUCCCAAAAAGACUAUGAGAGCUCUGUAUGCCAGAACCAGUGUUACCUGCAACCACUGCAAGCUUCGACAUCAGAGGACAGCACAGAAGCAGCGCUGGGAGGUGACUGUGUUCAAUGAGGUCCUGACCUUUGUGUUGCCAGAUCAACAAAUUAGAGAGUGCACCAUUAUAGUGUCUGUUUACGAAAUACAGCCUUCAAAGAAGUCUUUCAAGCGUUUGAUUGGUCACAUCCACAUUAAAAAGGCCAAGACCUCAGAAAAUGAGCACUGGACGCUGAUGAUGCAAUCACUACGACAGCCAAUCGCUAAGUGGCAUUUAAUCUUCAUCUGAAUACUGCUUAUGUUUACUGACGCAUGCACACGCUUCCAUUUCCUGAGGUGGGAGGUCGUACUUCCGACUUUUGUGUUGGUUUACAGGUUGGAAUGUGGAAACCUAUGCGCUGUCAAAAAAAAAUGUUGAAUCUGGUUGCUCAUUGGGUUUAAAACACUUGACGAUAGAGACGAUAAAGGUUUUAAUGUGUGUUUCUUUAACUAUGUAAUUUACUCACCUCCUUGUCAUCCAAGAUGUUCAUGUCUUUCUUUCUUUCUUCAGUCAUAAAUAAUG